AUGACAAAGAGACAAAGAAUUUUCGACGCUGAUGUUGACAUCGGUGAAUUGAUUUCAUCUCAUGAAGUAUGUGUUCCUCCUGGUGUUAAUGUCUAUGUGAUUGAUUCAGACGCAACUUCAUCAUUAAACAAUGUGACAGAUCGUUCUAAUUGUUCCAAUGAUUCUAUGGAUUUUCUAACACAUAAAUCAGGAAAUACAUACGUAAAUGAAACAACCGUCUCCAAUCAGCUUCUGAUUCAACAGGCUCCAUGUGUUGUUCGGGAACAGUCAAGUUUUGAAACAAGUAUAUCGCCACCUUGUAGGGAUAAAUCUGCGCAUUUUAAGACUUUUGUUCGGACUUAUAAUAACAAGUUCGCGUUUACAUCUUUUGGAGUUAAAUUCGAUAGAAAUCUUUGCAGACGAAACAUUCUAACUCAGGGACAGAUCUAUCACUAUAUCAAUGAUUUAAUCCCUUUAAAUGGUUGUCCUUCUUAUCUCCAAUUGCAUUUCUAUGAUACGGAACAUGAAUUAGAAAAUCGCAUUUCUGAUUCAGAUAGAAUGAAUCCAUCAAUUAUAGCUCAACUCAUCGAUAUUCUUCGCAUCAAUCCAUAUUCUAUGUUUUUCCGGUCUCUUGGUGAUUUGCCAAAUUUGGAAAAUCAAGUAAUCCAUAUAAGAUCAGAUGCUGGUCUAGAUCAACGUAUAUUCAAUGCCCCGACAUCUUCACAAGUUGCAGUAAUAUGGGUUGAAAAUGAAGAUGCAGAUCAGCUAGAAGGACGAGACAUUUGUGUCUUUAGUCAUUCUGGUGGAAGUCAUAUAGUUCAAUAUUACUUUGGCUGCUAUGAUCCACUUCAGUAUCCGUUGUUAUUUCCUUUUGGCGAUACUGGUUGGCAUCAAGGCAUUCAAAGAGUCAGUAAAGGAAGCACAUCAACAUGUAAUGAAACAACACGAUCAAUAGAUCCUCAUCAAUCAAUGUCAGCAGAAGAAUUACUUAUAAGAAAACAGCGAGCAUUAAACAGAAAAAGGAAGGAUCCAAUUGUUUCGUGCCGUGAAUAUUAUUGCUACAAGUUACAAAUCAAAGAAAAUGUCAGAUCAAUUUUGUUACUGUCUGGUCACCUAUUGCAACAAUUUGUUGUUGAUAUGUAUGUUAAGAUCGAGACGUCAAGAUUAGAUUAUUUCUGUAGCAAACAACAACAUAUUCGAUCUGAGUUAUAUCAAGGUAUUGUUGAUACCAUUACACUUAGGGAAACCAAUGCUUUUAAUGUUGGAAAACGGAUUAUUCUGCCUUCGUCAUUUAUUGGGGGUCCAAGAGAUAUGCGAAAAAGAUAUAUGGAAGCAAUGGCUUUAGUUCAGCGUUAUGGUAAACCAGACAUUUUUUUAAAAAUGACGUGCAAUCCAAACUGGCAAGAAAUUUCAAAUGAAUUACGUCUGCAUGAGGAGAGUCAAAAUCGGCCUGAUUUGGUUGCUCGGGUCUUUCGUGCAAAAUUAGAAGAAUUAAAGGAUCAAUUAUUCAAGAAGCAGAUAUUUGGAAAAGUCUCAGCAUAUAUUUAUGUUAUUAAGCACCAAAAAAGAGGGCUUCCACAUGCACAUUUUUUAAUUAUAUUACAGAGAGAUUGUAAACUCUAUGCUCCUGAAUCUUUUGAUAAGAUUGUAUCGGCAGAAAUACCUGAUAAAAAUACAAAUUUGCACUUGCAUAAUGCUGUUAUCAAGCAUAUGAUGCAUGGACCAUGUGGAGUGUUGAAUCCAACAAAUAUUUGCAUGAAAAAAAAUGGCUGUUGCAAAAGCCAAUAUCCAAAAAGUUUUGCAUCAGGUACGACUGUUGGAAAUGAUUGCUUCCCAAUAUAUAAGCGUUCUUACAAUAGAAUAAUUGUCAAAGUGAGAGGCCAUAAUUUGGAUAACCGUUGGGUCGUUCCAUAUAAUCCGUAUUUGCUUACAACAUUUGACUGUCACAUUAAUGUCGAGAUUUGUUCUACGAUAAAAGCAGUCAAAUAUCUUUAUAAGUAUAUUUACAAAGGGCAUGAUCGUAUUGCUUUCAAUUUGGUUUCCGAACAAAACAAUCAACAAAUUGAUGAAAUUCAACAAUUCCAAUCGGCCCGAUGGAUUGCUCCACCUGAAGCUAUGUGGAGAAUAUACGGUUUUAUUGUUAAUGAAAUGUACCCAGCAGUAUAUAGUUUACAUUUACAUCUUGAGGAUCAACAUCAAGUAACUUUUCGAGCAAAUGAAGACUUAAUCAAUGUUCUUAACUCUGAUCGGUCUGCAAAAUCAAUGUUAACAGAAUUCUUUGCAUUGAACCGAGUGGAUGAAAAUGCCAUAAUAUUGUUGUACAAAGAAUUUCCAGAAUUUUAUGUUUGGAGCCAACAAUACAAAGAGUGGACUCAUCUUAGGACAGUUGAUGGUGUCAUGGCUCCAACAUUUUGUGAAGCAGCAACUAUGCAUGAUAUUGUUGCAUCAGAAGCCCUUAAUAGUAAACAACGACAUGUCUAUAAUUCAGUUUUGGGAAAUGUUUUAUCUAAUGAAGCUGCUACAUUCUUUGUUGAUGGCCCUGGUGGGACGGAGAAGAUAUUCUUGUACAAGGCACUUCUUGCCGCAGUAAGAUCACGAAAAUUAGUCACACUUGCAACUGCUUCAUCUGGUGUUGCUGCAUCUAUCCUUCCUGGAGGUCGAACAGCACACUCGCGCUUUAAGAUUCCACUGGAUACUGAUGAACAUAACAUGUGUUGUGUCAAUAAACAAAGUGCCAUCGCAAAGUUACUACGUGUGGCAAAAUUAAUUAUAUGGGAUGAGGCCCCUAUGUCAAGAAAACAACAUAUUGAAGUAUUAGAUAAAAUGCUACGAGACAUUAAUGAUUCAGAGUUAACAUUCGGUGGAAAAGUUGUCGUUUUUUGUGGAGAUUUUCACCAAGUUUUACCUGUGGUUCAUAAAAGAACAAGACAAGAACAUGUUGAUGCCAGUUUGGUUUCUUCUUACUUGUGGCCUACAUUGAUCAAGUUUCAUUUGACUAAAAAUAUGCGAGCAAGAUUGGAUCCAGUCUUUUCAGAAUAUGUGUUAGAAUUGGGCAACGGAAUGCCACCAAUCACAGUUGAUGAAGCUAUAAAAAUUCCUGAUGGCAUGCUUGUUCCAUAUGAAGAUGACUGUACUUCUUUGGAUCAUUUAAUAGAUGCUGUUUUCCAUGAUAUUCAUGAAUAUUCAAUAAAUAUUUCAGCUAUGAUGAAUCGGACCAUAUUAACACCAAAGAACAGUUAUGUUGAUGAAAUAAAUGCAUUACUAAUUCAUAGAUUUCAUGGUGAGAUCAAUCGAUAUUAUAGUUUUGAUGAAGCAAUAGAUGCAUCUGAACAAUCAGUUAUGGAGGAUUUUUUAAAUACUCUAACCCCAAAUGGACUUCCUCCUCAUGAAUUGUUAUUGAAGAUAAAUUGUCCUAUCAUGCUGCUUAGAAACAUUAAUCCUUCAGAAGGACUAUGCAACGGAACACGUCUAAUUUGUCGGGCUUUUGAUCGAAAUGUCAUUGAUGCAGAAAUCACAGUUGGACACCACAUCAAAAAAAGAGUCUUUAUUCCAAGGAUUCCAUUCUUACCAAAUGUUGAUGAAAAUAGUGGCUUCCAUUCAAACGAACUCAGUUCCCUAUCAGAUUAA
This is a messenger RNA of Carya illinoinensis, 3606 nucleotides long. RefSeq lists its product as uncharacterized. The record is from RefSeq and is a predicted model, not a curated record. Bases 1 to 3606 code for a protein of 1201 amino acids. Gene Ontology annotation, biological process: DNA repair; telomere maintenance. Gene Ontology annotation, molecular function: DNA helicase activity. The transcript has 6 exons. NCBI's taxonomy places the organism in Eukaryota, Viridiplantae, Streptophyta, Magnoliopsida, Fagales, Juglandaceae.